This is a messenger RNA of Racocetra persica, 296 nucleotides long. The record is from the annotation of a GenBank genome assembly. NCBI's taxonomy places the organism in Eukaryota, Fungi, Glomeromycota, Glomeromycetes, Diversisporales, Gigasporaceae.
AUGCCAAAAACAAGGUCUGCACCAGCACCAGCAAAGUCUAAUAAUGAAAAGCGGGUUAAAUACACAGAACCUUCAGUGAAUGAGUUAAAAGCACUUCACGAGAACUCCAAAGUCAAAGCCACUCACAAAGCAACAGACCAGUGGGUUAAAGCGUUAGAGGAAUUUCGCUCCGACAUCGGAUAUAAAGGCAAAAUCGAGGAAGUGGAUUCAAAAACAGUCUUGGAAGAUCAAUUGUCAAAGUUUGUGUAUGCGAUGAAACGACAGGACGGUCAAGAAUACCGUGCAACUUCAAUAAG